Momordica charantia (bitter melon) is the source of this 889-nucleotide messenger RNA. RefSeq names its product autophagy-related protein 8C. The record is from RefSeq and is a predicted model, not a curated record. NCBI's taxonomy places the organism in Eukaryota, Viridiplantae, Streptophyta, Magnoliopsida, Cucurbitales, Cucurbitaceae.
GGGGCAUUAAGAAGGAAACGGAGGUACGCUUCUUCGUCUCGAAGUCUUCAGCCGUUAUUUUACGAUCGAUCUUCACAGCUUGAUUUUCCUGUCUCUUUCCUCAUUUUCAUUUAGUUAGCUCAAACUAAUCGGUUUCGUAGACGUAAGACGCUGAUCGCAUUGAUUCUGUCUUGAAAAGAUUUGAGAUUCCCCAUGGCUAAAAGCACGUUCAAGCUCGAACAUCCUCUAGAAAGGAGACAAGCUGAAGCUGCUCGCAUCAGGGAGAAAUACCCAGAUAGAAUUCCCGUGAUUGUGGAGAAAGCUGAAAGGAGUGACAUUCCCGACAUCGACAAGAAGAAGUACCUUGUCCCUGCUGACCUGACUGUUGGGCAGUUUGUUUAUGUUGUCCGGAAAAGGAUCAAGCUUAGUGCGGAGAAGGCUAUUUUCAUCUUUAUCAAAAGCACAUUGCCUCCAACUGCUGCUUUGAUGUCAGCAAUCUACGAAGAAAACAAGGAUGAGGAUGGUUUUCUUUACAUGACUUACAGUGGAGAGAACACCUUUGGAUUCUGAUUGCUCCAAAUCAAAAUUCAUCUGUAAAUAAAACUGGAAAAGCUGUAAAUUCUCUCUGCUUGCUCCCCCCAAGUCAGUUCGCUGACUAACUUGUCUAUUUCUGACUAUCUUAGGCUUUCUUUCCUUUUACCAGUGGUCACUAUCACUGGUGUAUGUUGCUCGAUAAGGACUUCAUUGAGUUGGGUUCUGGAUUUUGUGGUGUUCUCCCCAUCCCAAACCCGAAAACAAAUGUGGGUGUGUUUGGUGAGAAUCCUCCAUGAUUUCCACAUCCACAUCCAAAUUCUAAUUUCUAUUUCAUGGGAAUAUCAAAUGUUCUCUGCUGGUAAUUAAUUAGUUUUCA